UCCAAAUUCAAAAUGGCGGCAAAAAUUCGUGGAGUUCUAAUCGAUCUUAGCGGCACAAUUCACGUUGAAAAUUCAGUAAUUCCCGGUUCUAUACAAGCUCUAAAAAGACUUCGAGAAUCUGGCGUCACUGUCCGAUUUGUUACCAAUACUACAAAAGAAUCAAAGGGCACCUUACUGAAGCGUUUGACUGGCAUAGGAUUUGAUAUACAAGCAGAAGAAGUUUUUACUUCACUGACUGCGGCUCGUCGACUAAUUGAUCAGAGAAGCCUGCGUCCAAUGUUGUUGUUGCAAUCGGACGCCAUUGAAGACUUUAAAGGCGUUGAUGCGAAUGAUCCAAAUGCUGUAGUAGUAGGACUUGCUCCUGAUUGUUUCAAUUAUGAAAUUUUGAACAAAGCAUUCAGGCUUUUGCUGGAGGGUUGCCCUCUCAUCGCAAUUCACAAAGUGCGAUACUACAAAAAAGGGGAUGGACUGGCACUAGGUCCAGGCCCCUUUGUCACUGCUCUUGAAUUUGCAACAGAUGUCAAAGCUGAAGUUGUUGGCAAACCACAAGCUUCCUUUUUUAGACAGGCACUGAGUGAAAUUGGCUGUGAUGUACAAUCUGCAGUCAUGAUUGGAGAUGAUGCAAGGGAUGACAUUGGUGGAGCAGAAUCCAUUGGGAUCAAAGGAUUUCUUGUUCAAACAGGUAAAUACCGAGAUGGCGAUGAACAUCACCUUGAAAAGCCUCCCUUUGCAGUCUGUAAAGACUUCUCUGCAGCAGUGGAUCAAAUACUUGCAUUGUUAUGAUGUUGCGAAGGGAAAAUCAGUUAGGGCAUCGUAAUUCAUGUCAAGCAGAUUGAACUCUAAUUGUACAAGAAUUCAAGUUCUUGGAGGUGUUUCUGCUAUUCUAGAGGUUUUGUGCAAAUUUGCUAUUAGCACAAAAGGAGUGAAGGAUGGACUGACAAUUGUUGGGUCAUGAAAGUGGAAUGAUAUUAAAAGCGGUAUAACAUUAUCAGCAUAUUUCACUAUCCCUUUUUGCAAAAUUAGAAGAUAUGGUGACUAAAUAGCUGAUUUGCUGGACUUC
This is a messenger RNA of Pocillopora verrucosa, 1060 nucleotides long. RefSeq names its product haloacid dehalogenase-like hydrolase domain-containing protein 2. The record is from RefSeq and is a predicted model, not a curated record. Gene Ontology annotation, biological process: dephosphorylation. Gene Ontology annotation, molecular function: phosphatase activity. NCBI's taxonomy places the organism in Eukaryota, Metazoa, Cnidaria, Anthozoa, Scleractinia, Pocilloporidae.